UAGCCCAUCAAAAUCAGGAAAUUAAAAAAAAAAAAAGAAAAGAAAGAAAAUGAUAUGUUAUUGUUGCUCGACGUGGCGGUUAUCCAAUCUCCCAACAAAACCCACACCGCCAACUGCCGGGUCUCCACCCGACCCGAGCCAAACGAAGCACCGCCCACCGGAAUCCACACCACACCGUAGUAACAAAGGCAGCUCACAAUUGCUGAGGUGGUCCAGAGCUCGUGCAAUAAGAUCGGGUGUAAAACUAGACCGGCCCACCCUUGAGCAACCACCGGUUCGGCGAUCAGGGGAUACCAGUAGUGAAUCUUUAGCUCAUAAAUUAUCAUCAGAAUCAGAAGAAGGAGAAGGAGAAGAUGAAGAAGGGUGUUAUGUAGGGGAAAUGGAUGGUUCGAAACAUAUAUAUAUGGUAUCUGAUGGUACCGGUUGGACCGCUGAACAUUCGGUUAAUGCUGCUUUAGGACAGUUUGAACAUUGUUUGGUUGACCGUGGUUGUCCUGUCAACACUCAUUUGUUUUCUGGGAUUGACGAUGUGGAAAAACUUAUGGAGAUAAUAAAGCAAGCAGCUCGACAAGGGGCAAUGCUAAUCUACACACUAGCUGAUGAAAACAUGGCUGCAUCGGCCCUGCACGCCUGCAAAAGAUGGGGAGUGCCAUCCACUGAUUUACUCAGCCCAAUUACAGAAGCAAUCGCGUUGCAUUUAGGAGUUUCACCUUCUGGGCUACCUCGUGGUGCCCCAGGCAGGAAGUUCCCACUGACACAAGAUUAUUUCAAAAGAAUCGACGCGAUUGAGUUCACUAUAAAACAAGACGAUGGAGCCUUACCCCAGAAUUUACACAGAGCGGACAUUGUUCUUGCUGGUGUUUCACGAACAGGGAAGACUCCGCUAUCGAUAUAUCUAGCACAGAAAGGAUUUAAAGUUGCAAAUGUGCCUAUUGUCAUGGGAGUACCGUUGCCCAAAGCUCUGUUUGAGAUUGACCAAGAGAAGGUCUUUGCUUUGACUAUAAAUCCUGUUGUUUUGCAAACUAUAAGAAGAGCAAGAUCCAAAACCUUAGGAUUCUCUGAUCAUAUGAGGACUAAUUAUUCUGAGAUGGAUCAUGUGAGGGAGGAGCUUGAUUUUGCUUGCAAAAUUUUCGCACAGAAUCCCACUUGGCCUGUGAUCGAAGUGUCAGGGAAAGCAAUUGAAGAAACUGCUGUUACCGUGUUAAGACUCUACCAAGACCGAAAAAACAGGUGUUCGAUGCCACGAAUCUCAAAACGUUACUGAGAUGUAAAGGUAGUUCUGUUUCCCUUGAAAAUAAAGCCUUGUGGCAGGAUAAUAAUAUACAUGUACAUAAAAUUUCUAAAAGCUUAUUUCAAUACACCUGUUUAGGAUCCAAAACACACCCUUCAAUGUACCCAAGUAUAUGUGCUCUAUAUGAGAUGGGUUAAAAGCCCCCUAGUUAUACAUCUGGUUCCGAAAGACACCCUUCAAGGUACAUGUGCUGUUGCUCAUUCCGGGCUUUUUAUAUUUAAAACAUAUCAGACUAUACUCGAGCAAAGUUGGACAGUUAGGAGACAGCUUUAAUGGUGCAAGUUACAUUUCAUUAUGUAGUUUAAGGGGUAUCAUGUUGCUCUUGCAGGAGAGCUCCUACCUCUUGAAAGUAGGUCAGUGAGAGACAGUUUCCUCUUGAAAGCAUUUGAGUUUUGUGAUUCGCUGGCAUUACGUUAAUUAUUUUUUUUUUGAA
Molecule: messenger RNA, 1724 nt
Organism: Erigeron canadensis
Lineage: Eukaryota; Viridiplantae; Streptophyta; Magnoliopsida; Asterales; Asteraceae
Product: probable pyruvate, phosphate dikinase regulatory protein, chloroplastic
Exons: 3
Coding region: 50-1264 (404 amino acids)
Molecular function (GO): transferase activity, transferring phosphorus-containing groups; ATP binding
Source: RefSeq, a predicted model, not a curated record